GCGAGUCAGUGCGAGAGACUGUUUGCGUUAUGUGCGGACCUGAGCUGGGUUAACGAUUACAAAAGUGUCAAGAAUAGCUGCUCAUUUUGCAUUUUUUUUGGUUGAGGGGGGGGGGUGAACCACAGAAAAUAUAAAAAUAGUCACUUUAAAACAUGUCACAUAGCCAAAAUCUGAAUGACUACUUACUUAACGUGAGUUAACUUGGCUAGCUAAUGUUAGGUUAAGAGUAGCUAGCCAGCUGUCCAGCUAACUACAACAGUAUCAGGUGCUGCUUGCCUGUGCUAACUAAUUAUCUUCGACGAUUAUAGCUACUUACAGUAACUAGCUAACUUCAUCACUAUUAAUCACAUUGCUGCCGCCGAGCAAGGAAACAACUGUGGAACUUGGAGUGCCUGGUCGGUGUUGUGAAUGAGGGAGUCAUGGCAGACCACACCCCCCCACUGGAGUCCGGCCAGAUACUCAGCCCCGACCUCCCGCUCCUCGCCUCGCCUCCCCCUGCCAUGGUCAACGGAGAGGGACCCCAGCAGGUAAUCCUGGUGCAGGUGAACCCAGGUGAGGCCUUCACUAUACGGCGAGAGGAUGGUCAGUUUCAGUGUAUCACAGGCCCUGCUCAGGUUCCCAUGAUGUCCCCUAAUGGUUCAGUGCCUCCAAUAUAUGUGCCUCCUGGAUACGUUUCACAGAUCAUAGAGGAGAAUGGAGUACGACGUGUUCUGGUCUUACCUCAGCAGCCAGAGUUCCACCCUGGGGGCCACUCCCCCCUGCACCACCCCCCUCCUCCACCCCACGCCCACCUGCCCGCCUUCAUCCCCCACCCCGCCAUGUUGCCCCCCCCACCCCACCUCUACACAGGCAUGGCGGGGGACAUGAGCUCCCAGUAUAUACCACAGUACCACCCGGCACACAUUUACUCAGAGCAGGUCUCGGCAGAUUCUCAUUCCCCACACGGACGCCCGCCGCCGUUCGUCCACCGCGACGAAAGGGCCAGCAAGACCUACGAGCGUCUGCAGAAGAAGCUCAAGGAGCGGCAAGGGGGAGAGAGAGGAGGAGGAGGUGGUCAGAUGAAGGACAGCCCCCCUCCCUCGCCACAGAAGAGUCGAGGCAGCCCCCCCUCCAUGGACAGUAUCUACAAUGGGGUGGUUGGAGGAGGGAAGGGGCUGGAGGCUGAACUGGGACAGGGACAGACCAGCACCACCGCCAAGCAGAUGGACAAAGAACCUGGAGACAUGGAUAAAGAGGCUCAGCUCCUACAGGCCCUGUUGAACACUGUCAGUAAACCAGUGGUGACAGACAUCCAGGCCAAAGGGGCAGUGUUGAGCUGGGUGGCCCCCAGCAGGGCAGAGGGAGAGGGGGUCAGCCCCUCCCCGGAGCCUCUCAGUUACGAUGUGUCCAUCUCCUACAGCGGCAAGGAUGGGAAGUACACCACCAUGUACAGUGGUGAACAACUAAGUGUAACUUUAGAAGACCUGAGGCCAGCAACAGACUACCACGUUAGGGUCCUGGCCGUGUGUUCAGGGCAGUGUUUACGUGGCAGUCCGUCGGAGGCAGUAGCCUUCACCACUCGGAGCUGCGAACCAGACCCCCCCGGCCCCCCCAGGAAGGCCAGUGGCUCCAAGAGCAGCACCCUCGUUCUCCAGUGGAAGGCCCCGUGUGACAACGGCUCCAAAAUCCAGAACUACACGCUCCAGUGGGACGAGGGGAAGGGGACCGGGGGUUAUGAGCAGUGUUACUAUGGACCUCAGAAGCAGUAUCGGGUCACCAAGCUCUCUCCAGCUUCAAGAUACUCCUUCCGCCUCGCAGCCAAAAACGACAUGGGUAUAAGUGAGUUCUCUGAGACAGUGGACCUGUAUACCUCGUGCAGCGUACCCUCCCCGCCCCUCCCUCCAGAGCUGGUGAAGGCAGGGGUGACCUGGUUGUGUCUGACCUGGCAGAGACCCUCCACUUCCCCCAAGGAGGACGAUAUCUUCUACAGCCUGGAGAUGGAUGAGGACGAGGGUUAUGGCUUCCAACCCAGCUAUGAUGGUGAUGAGCUGUCCUGCACUGUCAAGAACCUGCACAGGAGCACCAAUUACAAGUUCAGGGUGGCAGCCUACAACACUGAGGGGAAGAGUAACCCCAGUCAGGUGGCAGAGUUCACUACCUGUCCAGACAGACCAGGAGGACCAUGUAGACCUGUCAUCAGAGGCAGGGUACUGCCCAAUUCCUUCAGAAUGGCAUGGGAACCACCUAAAGAUAAUGGAGGGGCGGAAGUGACCAAAUACGUGGUGGAGAUAUCUGAGGGACUAAGCGGUGUGUCGUGGGAGCUGGCGUACAGUGGUCCAGCCAUGGAACAUGUGUGUGAGGGGCUGAAGCCAGGCCACUCCUACCAGACCAGAGUUUACUGCAUGAGUGAGGGGGGGCAAAGCCCACUGUCAGAGACUCUGCAGGUCCAGACUCCCGCGGUGCCCCCAGGGCAGUGCCAGCCGCCCCGCGUGGUGGGCAAGCCCAAGGCCAGAGAGGUGCAGCUACGUUGGGGACCGCCGUGUGUGGGCGGUGGCAGCCCGGUGUCGGUCUAUAGUGUGGAGGUGUGUGGCGCUGGUCCUCAGGGGUCAACAGGUCAAGAGGAGGUCAGGGAGGUGUACCAAGGUUCGGAGGUCGACUGCACCGUGGGUAGUCUGCUGCCGGGACGGACGUACAGCUUCCGCCUUCGGGCCGCCAACAAGGCUGGGUACGGACCCCUGUCAGAGCAUUGUGAGGUGACCAUGGGCCCCGGGGCUCCAGAGCCCUGUAAGGCCCCUCACAUCACCUGCAAGUCCCCUACUGUGGCUGUGGUCAGCUGGGAGGCUCCAGCAUGUAACGGGGGGGUCGUCUCAGAGUACCGUGUGGAGUGGGGGGCAGCGCAGGGCACUAUGCAGGUGUGUUUCAGCGGUGCCAGCCUCACCCACGAGGUCAAGGGACUGCUGCCCGCCACCAACUACUUCUGCCGGGUUCAGGCUGUGAACGUGGCUGGCGUAGGUCUGUUCAGUGAGGCUGUCCUCUGUCAAACUCCUCCUUCUGUACCUGCGGCCGUCAGCAGUGUCCAUGCCCUCAAAGAGGCGGAGCUACGGGGAUACCACACCUCCACUGACCAGGAGGAAGAGGAGGAGGAAGAGGAGGAGGAGGAGGAGGAAGAUGGACCCCCCACGCCUCCUCUCUACUCCCCCUCCACUUGUCUAGCUGUUGGUUGGGAGCCGCCGUGCGACCACGGGGCUGAGAUCUCCUCCUACCUCAUAGACCUGGGAGAGAGACAGUCCAUCUCUGUCGGGCCAGUCACCAAGUAUAUCAUUCAGCAUCUGCAACCGGACACCAGCUACAGGAUUCGUAUCCAGGCUCUGAACAACCUAGGAUCAGGUCCGUUUAGCCACACCUUUAAGUUGAAGACCAAACCUCUCCCUCCCCAGCCCCCCCGGCUAGAGUGUACUGCGUUCAGCCACCAGACCCUCAGGCUGAAGUGGGGUGACGGACCGGCCAAGGCCACGCCCUCAGACGCCCUCCAGUACCAGCUGCAGACGGAAGACAAGAGAGGCAGGUUUGUCUCCUUGUACAGAGGGCCCUGCCACACUCACAAAGUCCAGCGACUCAAUGAGUGUACCUCGUACAUGUUCCGCAUCCAGGCCUUCAACGAGGCGGGCCAAGGUCCCUUCUCCACGGUUUACACCUUCACCACCCCCCGCUCGCCGCCCGCCCCUAUUAAAGCUCCCAGAGUGGAGCGUGUGGAGGACAUGUCUUCAGUCUGUGAGGUGAGCUGGGAGCCCCUGCUGCCCAUGAAGGGAGACCCCAUCAUCUACACGGUGCAAAGCAUGAUGGGUAACUCUGAGUACAAACAGGUGUAUAAAGGUUCUGCUACGUCCUACCAGAUGCCCGGCCUGCAGCCCAACAGUGAGUACCGCUUCAGGGUGUGUGCCAUCCGCCAGUGCCAGGAUGCUCCAGAGCUGAGUGGUCCCUACAGCCCCACGGUGACGCUCUCCCCCCAGCGCAGUGAGCUGUCAGCGGGCAGUGUGAGCAGUGUGGGCCCCCGAGCUGGAGCUGACCCCGCCAGGCCCUUAACAGAUGAGCAGUGGGCUGCUCUCAUCAUCAUGCUCUGCGCAGUCAUCUCCAUCCUCAUCGCUUUCAUCAUCCAGUACUUUGUUAUCAAGUGAGCUUGUAUCUCCCUUGUUCUUCUCCUCCGUCUCCUCCUCCCCAGUUCCUCCCUUCCUUCUCCUCCAAGCUACAGGGUUACAGCUGUAAUUUCCUGUUGAUGUUGUAGUUUAUUUCUGUUGUCACCUCUGGGUUGAUUAUGAUUAGCACCGGUGAGGGAGUCCAGGAGGCAGGAAGUCCAGAGGAAAUGAUAGCUUCCUGUCUUCCCCCUCCCUAACCUCCCUUUACAGAAGCCUCUCAAUGUUUAACAAGAAGACACCGCUGUGUUUCGUUACCCUGCACAGAAUAGAGUAGCACAUUAUGAGUCAUAAUACCCAUAACACCAAGAGGUCAAACAGGGAAAUGGUUCCAAUUGUUUGUUUUUUUCACAUAGUGGAUUUUUAGAAACACUUCAAAUAAGGGCUGUGUUUGCGUGGAGGCUUGCCCUGUUGUGCCAGUUUGAUAACCCUUGUAAAUCUCUUUCAGACAAAGUGACUUUCGUCAAUAUAUUCACCUUUAUUUACCCUGCAAAACUUAAAUGCUAAUUAGCUGCUAAUGUGGCUAUCAUAAAGAACUACAAAUACCAUGAUGAUCUGGACGAGACUGCCGAAUCGAGGCAAAGGUAAGAAUCUCUGGAUUAACUAUCUAUUGUUAGCUAAAUGUAGUAAUGAAUAAAUUGGCAAAAAAAGAAAUAAUAAAUGGACAAUUCUGACAACUGUCUUGUGCAAGUUUUAAGUUGACACAAUAGUGUGAUCUCGUCCAGAUCAUCAAGGUGUCAACUAGAGAUGACGUGCAGGAGCUUGCUGUCAAUUUUGUCGUUUUGCAUGUUGUCUACUUUGAUGCUAAUUAGCAUUUUCACAUCUGAGAGUAAAAUGGAGCCGAAAUAUAUUGAUAAAAGUCCUAGAGAAAUUUACAGGGUUAUCAAAAAUGUCCCGCCAGGCCUAAGCCUACACAAAACACAGCCCUUCAUGUGAAGUGUUUCUAAAAAAAAAUCCCCUAUGUGGAAAAAAUGAAUGGUGGAAAUACUAUUGGAACCAUUUCCCUGUUUGACCGCUAGGUUUUAUGGGUAUUGGUAUUGUGACACCUCCACUGUGAGGCUCUAUGCUUCAUUGUGAUUGGUUAACCUGUACAGAAUGGAUAAUGAAGGAGCAGGUUUUUACAGUUAAAAGAUAAAUUUCACUCACCAUGUACGUGUCCAACCAUAUAUAUGUAUAGAUUAUUAAUUUAUUUAUAUCGGUGGUUAAAAGGGUCCGGUAUGACACUAUGUUAGUAUAUAGGUUUAUAUUAUAUAACAUAUGUGCUGUUAGGACCUGGGACCUGAUUUGGCCAGUGUUUUGCACAGAAACGCACGAUACACAGGUGUAGGUGUGCCACAGUUAAACAUGCUGGCUUCACGACGUGCUCGUGGGAAAUGGGAAGCUGGUAAAUGGUACGUCUGUGACAGGAUCAAUAAGAUUCAAGCUAGCUUUGAUAGGCUUGCUAACGUCGCUUAUAAUAAAGUUUGCUAGCUUAACGUUGACAGAUAUGGUCAGACUAGCUACAUUUAUCCAAAUUGAUACGGUUGUAAUUGUCAGAAACAGAAUUUGUUGUCAUUUGUUUUGGUUGGAAAAGGUUUUAAGGUCAGUGGUGAAACUCGAGUAACAUCAUUUUCUCAGAGUUUCCCCGCGUGUAAUUCCGACUUGAAGGUCAUUCAAGUGAAAUUUCCAACUGUGAACUGGGAACUUCCGAUAACUCCGAUUAGCAUGCGAACACAGCAACAGUUAGGAAGUGGCUGGGCGAGUGGGUGUGGGGAGGUCAGAGGUCAGGUGUACUACAGAGAUACCUAGGAAGGGGGAAGUGGCCACCACACCUUCUGUAGUUUAUAUAAAGGGUUAAAUAGAGAGGAAGAAUAUAUAUCCAAUUCUUGUUUGCAUUAUAGAAUGUUCAUUUAGCACUUUCUAAUUUUGUUGAUGUUCAGAGGGGCGUAGGGACGCAGAAGUUGACUGGAGAAACGGUAGUAUAUUUUUGUAUAGUGAAGACACAAGGACAUGUUAGUUGUUGGAGAAGUUAAUCGCUCAGAAGUAGAGUUUAGGGGAAAAUAAACACAUAAAACCAAACUAACACAAUGAUGAUGAUGAAUAAUUCUAAUUAUUUUUACUAUCCUGUAGCUUGUAUUCACAAUCAUGCAGAAUUUUGUUGUUUUUGUUGUUCUUUAGCACAAAACAUGUACUUCGCUUACUAUCCAUAUUAUCUAUGUUUUUUUGUGUGUGUUUUUUUUUUCACUACUUAAUUUUGCACCUUAAGUGAAAGAGGAAACCUUGACUGAAUGUGUCUUGGUUUUGUUAUCCAUUUUAUAGAACUACGUAUUUUCAGAUUGUACAAGCCCUACUGGUGUUUUGGGUGUUUUAAAAGUUCCAGUACACCUACCACCAUGACGUGUUGUCAUAGUAACAACAGAUGUUUGUUUUUUUCUCCCGAUGGUAUCAGACCAGUUUGUUGUUUUCAGAGGAUUAAAGAAAACAAAAUAAACUUGGAUGCAUUUUCUUAAUUUCUCUUUUUUAAUUGUAUUUUUAGAAAACACAAUUUGUUGUUUUGUUUAUUUUUAUUUUUUAGCAAUAUUGAUUUGAUGUUAUCAAACAUAUAAUACAUUAUAAUAUUAAUCACGAUGAAAUGAAAUAGUAGUAUUUGGAGGAUAUCAACGUUUCUGAUUUAUUUUUGAUUUCUUUACAUCAGAGUCAUUCAUGUGAAUAUCUAUUUUUUUACAAGAUUGAAGUAUAUGGUAUUAUAACCUAUGUCCAGAGGAAAUAAGAAAACACCUACGUAGCUAAAUAAUCAUAAACCAUAAUGAGUCCAAACCACCGUAGAUCAGAACUGUGUUAACUCGUACUUCCUGUUGAUCUAAAGUUUGGCCUUUUUUUUUUUUUACGUUUUUUUUUUUUUGCGGACACAUACUUCCUUCACGCCAUUUCACCCGGUGCGUGGUGCUACACGUCACGGGAGGGGGGAGGGGGGGGUCGUAGAUUUCAGCGUCACCGUAUGGGUGCACACAGUAUAGACCCAGCUGAGCACUCGCUCAAGUCUGGAUGGUGGAAUCUAUUCAACACACCCGCUACAGGUUUACACUGCACAAAUGUAUUUUUUUAAAUCACAUUUAAACCACUUGUCUUUCCUCCAGUAUUGUCUUGUGAUGGAUCUUGCGGUUUCAUCGGGGGAAGUAAACAAAAUGGCGUCGCUGAAUUCACGUUAUGUUUUGCCUAUUUCAUGCAGCCACAGAAUAGAAGGAAGCUAAACCAACCAUUAUUUUUGUAUUUGAAUUUCAUUGUUUAAAGUUGAGAGAUAACGGUCACUCAAAGUAAGGGAAUGUUCAAUGAGGCUGGGUGUUUUAAGUUCUCCUCCAGGAUGAUACGGUGUAGAUGAUACGGUGUAGUUGGUAGAUGAUACGGUGUAGUUGGUAGAUGAUACGGUGUAGUUGGUAGAUGAUACGGUGUAGCUGAUAGAUGAUACGGUGUAGUUAGUAGAUGAUACGGUGUAGUUAGUAGAUGAUACGGUGUAGAUGAUACGGUGUAGAUGAUACGGUGUAGCUGGUAGAUGAUACGGUGUAGUUGGUAGAUGAUACGGUGUAGUUGGUAGAUGAUACGGUGUAGCUGAUAGAUGAUACGGUGUAGUUAGUAGAUGAUACGGUGUAGAUGGUAGAUGCUACGGUGUAGCUGGUAGAUGAUACGGUGUAGCUGGUAGAUGAUACGGUGUAGUUAGUAGAUGAUACGGUGUAGAUGGUAGAUGCUACGGUGUAGCUGGUAGAUGAUACGGUGUAGUUGGUAGAUGAUACGGUGUAGCUGGUAGAUGAUACGGUGUAGUUGGUAGAUGAUACGGUGUAGCUGGUAGAUGAUACGGUGUAGCUGAUAGAUGAUACGGUGUAGCUGGUAGAUGAUACGGUGUAGCUGGUAGAUGAUACGGUGUAGCUGGUAGAUGAUACGGUGUAGCUGGUAGAUGAUACGGUGUAGCUGGUAGAUGAUACGGUGUAGAUGGUAGAUGAUACGGUGUAGAUGGUAGAUGAUACGGUGUAGUUGGUAGAUGAUACGGUGUAGCUGGUAGAUGAUACGGUGUAGCUGGUAGAUGAUACGGUGUAGCUGGUAGAUGAUACGGUGUAGUUGGUAGAUGAUACGGUGUAGCUGGUAGAUGAUACGGUGUCGCUGGUAGAUGAUACGGUGUAGAUGAUACGGUGUAGCUGGUAGAUGAUACAGUGUAGCUGGUAGAUGAUACGGUGUCGCUGGUAGAUGAUACGGUGUAGAUGAUACGGUGUAGCUGGUAGAUGAUACAGUGUAGCUGGUAGAUGAUACGGUGUAGCUGGUAGAUGAUACGGUGUAGCUGGUAGAUGAUACGGUGUAGUUGCCCUCCAACAAAUAGAAGACCAAGGACAUCCGAAAUCCAUCAGUUUAACGAAUGAAGUAACGCUGAAACCGAAUGUGUGUGUGAGAGAAUCUAAUUGACACAUAGUCUAAUUGAAUUACGUAAAUUACAAAAUACUGACAUUUUAAUCGAUAACAAAUUACAUGACCUUCCCCUUGAAUUCUAUCAAAUAAAAUACUGAAGCCUUUUCAAAUAUACGCGGUAAACUGAGAACCAUUGACAACACGAUGACACAAGUCACUGAAAAGGAUUGGGGAAAGGCUCAGUUAAUCUGAUUUUGUUCAAUCGAAACACCAAUCAUUUAAUCCCUGUGAUUGACAGACAUGUUGACUAACCAAAUUGCAGUGAAAUUAGAUGAUAAAUCUAGUCAUGAUUAGUUUCAUAUAUUUAAUUCAGUUAAAUUUAGUAGAUCGACUUAAUAGCAGCAACCAUGAACGUGCUAAACUUGACGUUACACACCCGUUGACAUUGGGGACCACAUUUUUUUCCAGCCACUCUGUAGCUAGCACGUUGAACAACGUGGGCGCGCGUCGGACAGUCCUUGCACUCUGUAGUUGGCACGUUGAACAACGUGGGCGCGCGUCGGACGGUCCUUGCACUCUGUAGCUAGCACGUUGAACAACGUGGGCGCGCGUCGGACGGUCCUCGCACUUUGAAACCCACACAGGCACCUGUUACGUAUAACUCCGCCCACCGGGUAAAAAUGGCAUGAAAAUGAGUACGAGUCCCUCUUUUUUUUUUUUUUUUUUUUUUCCCCCUCUGUGUGUUCCAAGUCUUUGUGACCGAUUGCCGAGUUAUGCGAGCUAAUCAAUGUAGUCUGUGAUCAGGCAGCAGUCUUGUGUUGUGUUUUGUUAUGGACCAAUAUGAUUCUGGCUGUUGCAACCAUUAUAAUGAUGAUGAUGAUGAUGAUGAUGAUGAUGAUACAGGUACUUUGCAAACGUUUUUUUGGGGGGGGGGGGAAUUACAUUGAUUUGGUCGACCGGGCAUCUUUUUGAUUUCUGAUGUCUUAAUUCUUUUUGUCGUUUUUUUAAAAGAAUGAAAUUCCAACCAAAAAUUUGAUAGUGGUUGCAUCGUGUGAUUGCAUCGUGUGAUUGCAUCGUAACACCUCAGCGUGGUGGCAGAUCACUGGGCUGAGGGAGAGAAAGAAGAAACAAAACGCUACAACAACAAAACAAACAAAAAAAGAAUUAAAAUAUGCACAACAAAAAAUGAGACCAUUUUUAUGUAAUUUUAAUGUUUGCAGUUACCUCAUAACACCGUACAUUCCAAAAUGAAAAUUUGUUAUACUAUAAAUACUACCAGUACCAGACAUAUCACUUUCAAAUGUUCGUUAUGGGAAUCAAAUUGUAUAAUCAUAAGUAUGUAUCUAAAGUGUAUCUGUAUAGCCAUGAUAUCUACAAAGAUCCAUGCACAAUAAAGAUUUAUAAUUCUUAA
Messenger RNA from Oncorhynchus kisutch (coho salmon), 9951 nucleotides. It is a transcript of the gene fndc3a, whose product is annotated as fibronectin type III domain containing 3A. The transcript has 26 exons. Gene Ontology annotation, molecular function: protein binding. NCBI's taxonomy places the organism in Eukaryota, Metazoa, Chordata, Actinopteri, Salmoniformes, Salmonidae. Bases 420 to 4154 code for a protein of 1244 amino acids. The record is from RefSeq and is a predicted model, not a curated record.